AAAACACUCAACCCCUUAUGUUUGUCCCUCAAAAUAAUCCGAAUUUGUCUCUUGUAUUUAUAAACCAGCUCGUGUUUCCUCUCUCACGGAUUCAAGGAUCUCUACCCCAACUCAUUUUUCUCCUCUAUCCCCACCACCCUUUUUUUCUUUUUUCUUUUUGCUAUCCAUUUUGCAGAGAUCCUUAUCUAUCUCAUUCCAGGACACAAUGGCGAAUGCAGUGUCUGGAAUGGCAGUGCAAGAUGAGUGCAAGCUCAAGUUCUUGGAAUUAAAAGCAAAGAGAAACUACAGGUUCAUUAUAUUCAAGAUUGAUGGCCAGGAAGUGGUGGUCGAGAAACUUGGCAGCCCUCAAGAAAGCUAUGAUGAUUUCUCUAACUCUCUCCCUGCCGAUGAAUGUCGCUAUGCUGUCUUUGAUUUCGACUUCAUUACUACUGAAAAUUGCCAGAAAAGCAAGAUAUACUUUAUUGCUUGGUCACCAGAAUCAUCAAGGGUGAGGAUGAAGAUGGUGUACGCGAGUUCAAAGGACAGAUUCAAGAGAGAACUGGACGGAAUUCAAGUUGAAUUGCAAGCAACAGAUCCUAGUGAAAUGAGCUUUGAUAUUAUAAAGGCGCGAGCCUACUGAUCUUAACAUAUCCAGCCUUGGCUCUAAGCACUUUCAUGCAUUUCGCAUUUCUAGCGUUCUAUUUCCAGUUUCUCUGUUGUGACCUACUGAUCUGUGUUUCUCUGAUGUAAUACUAUGUGCCUUACAGCAUUCUGUUUCAACUGAACCUUGUAUCAAAUGGUGUUUUUUCGCCUAAAUAAAAUAUCUGAUUGUGCUCUUGUUGCGUUCACUU
Molecule: messenger RNA, 830 nt
Organism: Lycium ferocissimum
Lineage: Eukaryota; Viridiplantae; Streptophyta; Magnoliopsida; Solanales; Solanaceae
Product: actin-depolymerizing factor 7
Exons: 3
Coding region: 206-619 (137 amino acids)
Biological process (GO): actin filament depolymerization
Cellular component (GO): actin cytoskeleton; cytoplasm
Molecular function (GO): actin filament binding
Source: RefSeq, a predicted model, not a curated record